AUGCAAUAUCGUUUCGUCAACAAUUCAUCGAACAAAUUGUUGAAGAAAAUUGAUCGAAAAUUGGAAGCUGAUUAUCGAAAACAAGCGGAAAAGAACGAUAAAGAAAAAGCAUAUUUUCUUCGACAAAUGGAAAUUGCACAUAAAAAAAAAAGUCAACUACGUCGAAUUUAUCAAUUAGAAGAAGAUCUUCAUCAACUUAGGAUUGAACACAAUGCAUUAGUUGAACGUGUUAAUCAAAAUGAAAUGAGAUGUAACCAAAACAAACAUGAUCAUGAUGAGGAAAUCAAUGAAAUUAAACAAAGAUUUGAACAAUAUCGAAUAGAAAUUGAACAAUAUAGAAAAACUAUAAAUGAAACAAUUUUUGAUCUUAAAACAAAAUCAGAAACACUGCAUACAAAACAAGAACGUCUUAAUAGAAAACAAGAAGAACAUGGAAUUUCAAUCAUUAAUCUUUCUCUUCAACGAGAUACACUUAAUAAACUAUCACAACACCUUGAAUUAAUCAUAAAUGCUCGUCAUUCAGAUCUUGAAAAACUGGAUAAAUUUAUAGAAAAACUUGAUGAUAUGAAAAAUUCGUUUAAUCAAAUUCAAGAAGGAUUUUAUUUACUUUAUCGAAUACCUUUUAUUGAACAAGAAAUUCAAGAAAUUCGAAAUUUAAUAAUUCAUCAAAAUAUAGUUGAACAAUUGGAAUUACGUAUUAGUCAAAUUCAAAGUGAUAUCACUCGUCAUGAUGAUUCAUUGGAGCAAUACAAUUUAAGACUUGAUACUUUGUUUUCAUUAUACCAGAAGUUAAAAGAAAUAGUUAAUGAUAUCAAAAUUACUGAUAUUACAAGAAUUCAAGAGCGUCUUAGAUCUAUUGAUGAUGAUUUAGAUAAAAAAAUCACGCGAUAUUACUGA
This is a messenger RNA of Rotaria sp. Silwood2, 897 nucleotides long. Lineage: Eukaryota; Metazoa; Rotifera; Eurotatoria; Philodinida; Philodinidae. The record is from the annotation of a GenBank genome assembly.